Molecule: messenger RNA, 1203 nt
Organism: Suillus paluster
Lineage: Eukaryota; Fungi; Basidiomycota; Agaricomycetes; Boletales; Suillaceae
Exons: 8
Coding region: 1-1203 (400 amino acids)
Source: RefSeq, a predicted model, not a curated record
AUGAAAUCAGUCAAGUUACUGGCCUCUGUGGAUAUCUCCACAAAUUCCGGUCCAAAUCCUUUGUAUGAUGAUGACGAUGAUGAUAGUCUCCAACAGUUCCUUCAUUAUUGUCAUCUUACCUCAAAUGGGCAAAACAUUUUGAGUGAAUUAACUAAACUGCCUCCACAAACAGGCCGCAUCAUGGAAUUCUAUGGUGUUGGUGCUUGGGAAUAUGAAAGAAUAGAAGAACUGCUAGGAAAGACAGGCUGGAUAUCCAAGCCCAGGACACUCUAUCGCAGCACUUCCUUACAAUCACAAUACAAUAUAUCCGAUGUUACACCUGAUAUUUGUAUCACCAUCACACCAGCAGAGGGUCCUACCAAAAUCAUAUUAGUUCCAUUCAUCGGGGAGUGUGCCUGCUCUGAGGACAAGGACCAUUCCAUCCACAAACUCAAAGACACCAUCACUGGUCAUCCUCACGCCGAGAUGGCCGUCCUUGGGCUAGUCUGCGAAGUGCAACCCUACAACUGUCCCAAGAAAAGUUCUCCUGCAUCAAAUACCUUACACAAACACAAUGAAGUUCUUCCACUUGACACCUUCAUCACCGAACACUUCCCAUCAUGCACCUCUAUCACAGUCGCCAAUCAUAAUUGGUGCCACAUCAGUUCAGUGGAGUUUUUCAUCUGGGUUCGGGGAGAUGAUGAAACUGAUAUCAACCUGAGUAAACAAGAUGCCGAACAUAUGGCGCAGGGUUCCCCGAUCUUGAUCCAGACAUUAUUGCCCAACAUCAACAUGGAUGCUGUCAUAGCUAUGUUGAAGCAGGGAUUAGCAAAGAUUAGAGAUAGUUUUGUUGCAUUCUCCAAAGAGCUCAACCCCAACAUUGACUGCGCCAAACUUGAAGAAGCCAUUGUCACAUUUCCUGUCAGGUGGAAGGACUACGUCAUAGCAUUGAGGAAUGCCGCGGAUGUUACCGCCUGGAUGAGGUACAAGGCUUGGCACGAAGGGGUCAUCAGCGACGAGGACUCAGAUCCCCCAUAUGUACCCUCAAAUGCAGCAGAAGCAUCAGCACAUCAAUGUACCAAGGAUAUAAUUUUUGAAUGGAGACAUUAUGGAAGGGGACUGGUUGGGCAGUCGAGCAGAAGCAUAGGGGCGGAUGCGGAUGAUGAUUGGAUGGAGCGGAGGAUGGAUGGAGUGGAGGUGGUCGGAAAGCGGAGCGGAUAUUAG